This is a messenger RNA of Sinocyclocheilus rhinocerous, 1755 nucleotides long. RefSeq names its product UPF0565 protein C2orf69 homolog. The record is from RefSeq and is a predicted model, not a curated record. NCBI's taxonomy places the organism in Eukaryota, Metazoa, Chordata, Actinopteri, Cypriniformes, Cyprinidae. Gene Ontology annotation, cellular component: mitochondrion.
CAUGCGCAUCGUUGUCACGUUUUGACGCUCCCGUACAAUGCCACUUCACGGCGUUAAAUAUAAACAAAUUAUACGCCAUACUAUUCCUUUCGGUUUUACGCUUUAAAUUUAACGGCUGAAUGCCCGCCGGAUUAUCCUGAACGCAGGAUAAUUCGGAUCAUGCGGCGUUAUUUUUUGCUCUGGUUUUGCAGUGAUGGUGUUGAUUUUAAUGCUGCAGGUCGUGCAGUCGCCAUACGAAAUCCUUUUGCUUAUGGGAAGUAUCCGAUCAGUUGUGGCUUGUUUGUCGCUAGCUAUAGCGAGGAAAAUGAGCGCUGCGGCAGGGCUGUGCGGGCCCGGGACAUCUGCUGCUGCGCCCGGGCUGCUCCGCCUAAAUUCAGUCCCCGGUUACGAUCAAAACCGCGUAAAUGAUGUUCUGCUCUUAAGACCUACUACGGAAACGCAGAGACGAUGCGACAAUGAAACCGAGAACCUGCGGAAAGGAAAUGAUCACGUACUCUUCUUUCCUGGAGACAUUCAGAACUUUCAGCAGGAAAUGGCCCUCCAGCCUGACGCUGCCCCAUGGCAGUCCUGGAGUCUGGAGCGUGUCGCCCUCACCUUGGGCCAUCGUUUCCCUGGCUGCCAUAUCUGGGUCAUCCGCGCAUCCCAAAUGUACCUACACAAGUUCAGCUGCUAUCAGAACUUUGUAGAGAGCAACUUAUUUGGAGCUCCGGAACACUCUCCAGACUACGGAGCUGUUCACCACCUGAGAGCACUCCUGGGUCACAGCAUGCAGCGGGCUGGCCUCCCAAACCCUUUACCCCCUCUUAGUGGUACAUCCACCCCUGGCCCGCUGCCUGCAGGCUUCACCCUGACCAUAGUGGGCUUCAGUAAAGGUUGUGUUGUUCUCAAUCAAAUAGUGUAUGAGCUGGCUGGAGCUCGAGCAGAUCCAGAACUGAGGUUGUUUCUGGACAGUGUUUCAGAUAUGUACUGGUUGGAUGGAGGACACCCUGGUGGCAGUGAGACGUGGGUAACCGAUAAGUGUGCCCUGGGUGAGCUGGCCUCCAGUGGGGUGGCCAUCCACACUCAUGUCACUCCAUAUGAGGUAUGCGACCCAAUGAGGGCGUGGGUUGGGCGCGAGCACCGGCACUUCAUAAAGACUCUGGAAAAUCUGGGCGCUUGUCUAAGCCAGAAACUGCACUUUGAAGAUGAGCCGGCAUCCAUUGAGAAUCACUUCCGCGUCAUUCAGGAGUUCUGACUGUUCUCGAUCUGUGCUUUCACAAGUCUUAACAUGGAAUGUAUUCUUUGCAGAGCAGACAGCUUUGUAUUGCACUGAUAUAUCAGUUAGUCAAAAGCUAUGGGCUUCCAGGCUUUGGAAGAAUAACUGUAUGCUGCCUAUACAGCACUCAUAAAAUACAAGAGAAGAUUAAAGCUUAAUGACCAACCUUGUAAAGCAUUUAGCUGCCUGACAUUAAGCCUAAUUGUUUGCCUGUUGCAAAUACCUACAUCAGCUCUGUCUGAUAUAGUAUAUUUCUUUUGCGUAGUCUGUUUGGAAUGCAGAUAUGCUUUGUAAAAUCAUCACCUCCCUUAUGUUCAAAGGGCUCUCAUUUCCCACAGCAUAGAAAAGAGAAAUUUGAACAUGCUUAUUAUUAAUAUUAUUAUUUAGUUUUUAUGUUGUUAAAUUAAUAAGCAUGGAUUUUCAUCUCAAGUAUGUGUAUCCCUUAUUACAUAUAGAUUCUGUUGAAUGAAAAACUUGUACUGCUAAAGCAUAUAGUCUUA